AUGUCCACCGCUUCCAACGAUGGCAGGGUCAGUCUCUCCUCGACGCAGUUUGAUGGCGAUGCUCGAUCGAGCGUCCCUUCGCUUCGUGCCGCCUCUCCCUUCUGGCUUGCCGAUGAACUGAUCGACGGCGUUUCGAAACUCAAACACUCCCACUCCCGGGGCAUUUCUGUGGCCUCGAGCAACACCUUGACGAAUGGAGGCAGCCAGGUUGGCAGCCAGAUUCACUUGGAUGGGCACGCCAGCUUAACUGAUCUCCUGGUAGAUUCGGCACCUCAUCUCCUACAUCUAUCGACUGUCAGGAUAGAUGACUCAAGGUUCAGAAUCGUCUCAUCUACGCCCAAGGAACGGCUCGUGACGCCGGUCGAAGAACAGAGGCACCCUGGCAAGCCAGGCGUACAGUCUUACAACUCGCGACCGUUUGAACCGGAGCCGCCGAGGGAAAGCGACGUGCGAAGCCAACGAUCCUCCGUCACGGUGACGGAAACCACCGAUCAAAAUCAGUUCUUACAGGGAAUCCCGCUACUUCUACUCAGUACUGGACUCUCAUUAGUCGUUUUCUUAAUUUCUAUAGACCGAACUAUCAUUACAACCGCCAUUCCUUUCAUCACCGCCGAGUUUAAAUCUACGGCAGACAUAGGCUGGUAUGGCUCAUCAUACCUCCUUACGGCAUGCGCCUUCCAACCCGUCUUCGGACGCGUGUUCACUCUCUUUAACGCCAAAUGGUCGUAUCUCCUUUCUAUGGUUGUUUUCGAAAUAGGCUCCAUCAUCAGCGGGUUCGCGCCGUCUUCAGCAUGUUUGAUUAUUGGGCGCGCAAUUGCCGGCUUUGGCAGCGCCGGGAUCUUAACGGGGAGUUUUGUUAUAGUUGCUACGGCUGUACCAUUGAAGGCAAGGCCGGUAUAUACUGCAGUGGUUGGGUUAAUGUUCGGUGUUGGCGCCACGGUUGGCCCUCUCAUCGGAGGUGUAUUUACAGAUCUGGUCACGUGGCGAUGGUGUUUCUGGAUCAACCUUCCAGUCGGUGCCGUGACUAUCAUUGUAAUGAUACUUGUAUAUCACCCGCAGCCACGCAAGGAGACUAAGCAGAGGAUUACACAGCGAUUGAUCAACCUCGACCUCGUCGGAAACGUAAUCCUCUUAGGCGCUGCGGUGAUGUUAUUCCUGGCUCUGGAAUACACCCUGACAGGCGCCGACUGGGCAAGCGCAAUAGUUAUUGGGCUGCUCUGCGGUGCCGGCGUAACAGCUAUUGUACUUGGUGGGUGGCUCCGGUGGAAGAAAGACCGUGCUUUGAUCCCGCCCGCAAUUGCCAAGCAGAGGACCGUGGCAGCGUCAUGCCUGAUGGCGUUUUUCACCUACGGCGCUCUCCUCAUCCAUACGUAUUUCCUACCGAUUUGGUUCCAAGCCAUCUUAGGCUAUAACGCCAUUCACUCCGGCGUCGCCAUGAUUCCUUAUUUUGUCGCGAACGCCCUAUUCUCCGUCUUCUCCGGCAUCUUCGUCUCGGCCGUCGGCUACUUCACGCCCCCGGCCAUCCUGGGAAGUGCCAUCGGCACCGUAGGCUGCGGCAUUAUCACUCUGUUCCGCCCGACCAUGAGCACGGGAAUGUGGAUCGGAUUCGAAAUUCUCGCGUCGGCCGGGUUCGGUAUGUCGAUCCAGCAGGGCUUUACGGCGGUGCAGACGGUAUUAGGGCCGGAUGAGCUCGCCGUGGGUACCGCCGCCGUCGUCGCGUCUCAAUCCCUAGGUGGCGCCGUGUUUAUAUCGGUUGGCAAUAGCGUCUUCCAGAACCGUCUUGCGGAUCUCGUCGAGCAGGCGGAUAUUCCAGGUCUCGACGUCCGUGCUAUCGUGGGCGCAGGGGCCAUCGCCUUUCGAAAGGUUGUACCGGCCGAGCAGCUUCCCGCUUUAUUGACGCUGUACGACCAAGCACUGCGUACGGUCCUUCUCGUGGCAAUACCGCUCGCCGGCCUAGCGUUCUUGUCGUGCUGUGCCUUGGAGUGGAAGUCUGUCAAGAAACCAAACAAACCCGUACCUGGAACGGAAAAGGUGUAG
Daldinia caldariorum is the source of this 2037-nucleotide messenger RNA. RefSeq names its product MFS general substrate transporter. NCBI's taxonomy places the organism in Eukaryota, Fungi, Ascomycota, Sordariomycetes, Xylariales, Hypoxylaceae. The record is from RefSeq and is a predicted model, not a curated record. Gene Ontology annotation, molecular function: transmembrane transporter activity. The transcript has 4 exons. The coding region runs from base 1 to 2037 and encodes 678 amino acids. Gene Ontology annotation, biological process: transmembrane transport.